Molecule: messenger RNA, 2014 nt
Organism: Cajanus cajan (pigeon pea)
Lineage: Eukaryota; Viridiplantae; Streptophyta; Magnoliopsida; Fabales; Fabaceae
Source: RefSeq, a predicted model, not a curated record
UGUACUUGCUUCCUAAAUAUGCUAUGUGGCAUAGCAUUGUCCAAGCACAUACCCCAACGCCACCUCCAGCACGAUACAUCUCGUGGCACAGAUCACCCUCUUCCCUCUCCAAUUAGGGUUCAACUUCAACUUCGUUUUCUUUUCUGCUCAACAUGGCUGAAGAAUUUCUCGAAGACAAGAAGCGAGUCCGGAACCCUUUAGUCCCCAUUGGUGCACUUGUUACUGCUGGUGUGCUAACGGCUGGCUUAAUCAGUUUUAGACAAGGUAAUUCUCAGUUAGGCCAGAAGUUAAUGAGGGCUCGUGUGGUUGUCCAAGGUGCUACAGUGGCACUCAUGGUUGGCACUGCCUUUUACUAUGGAGAAAAUCCUUGGCGAUCAAAUUGCCUUUAUGAAGGUGGAGUCUGGAAAAUACGUGUUGAGCUUCCUGAUGCUUACCCAUACAAAUCCCCUUCUAUUGGCUUUGUGAACAAAAUAUUCCACCCAAAUGUUGAUGAGUUAUCUGGCUCGGUAUGCUUGGAUGUCAUUAACCAGUCUUGGAGUCCAAUGUUUGAUCUUUUAAAUGUUUUCGAAGUUUUUCUUCCUCAACUUUUACUUUAUCCAAAUGCUUCGGAUCCUCUCAAUGGUGAUGCAGCAUCGUUAAUGAUGAAGGAUAAAAAAUUGUAUGAUCAGAAAGUUAAAGAGUAUUGUGAGCGGUAUGCUAAGAAGGAAAACAUUACGAAUUCUACAGCUGAUGAGGAGAGUGGAGAUGAGGAAGACAUCAGUGAAGAAGAAAGUGGAUCUAGUGAUGAUGACAUUCCUGUUUUCAGAAUAUCCAUUGUAGUAACAGGAGUUUGUAUAAGAAACAUACAAACGUAUGCUAAAAUGCGCGGAAUUGAACUUGAGGCCAAGCAAAAUGGUGGCUUGAAGUACUCAUAUCCUCAAUCUCCCUUCUCACCACUCCAAACUCCUAACGAUGGUAACAUUAGUAGCAACGAUGAAGAAACAACAACGGCAUCAUCUCUCAGCAGAAUCAGUCCACUCAUUCUGUUGGUAAUAAUAGUUCUAGCAGUGAUCUUCUUCGUGUACGGACUCGUCCACUUGGUUCUAUGGUUCCUCAUGAAAAGGCCAUCACCUCCAUCACUUUACAACUCCAACAGGUUCCACGAAUCCACACGCACACGUGUUCUCCAACGCCAGCUUCAGCAGCUCUUCCGCCUGCACGAUUCAGGUCUAGACCAAGCCCUCAUUGAUUCUCUACCCCUUUUCCAUUACCAAGACUUGUUGGGGUCAAAGGAACCCUUCGAUUGUGCAGUGUGUCUCUGCGAGUUUUCUGAACACGACAAGCUGAGAUUGCUUCCUAUGUGCACCCACGCGUUUCACAUGAACUGUCUUGACACGUGGCUUCUCUCCAAUUCCACGUGUCCUCUUUGCAGGGCCUCGCUCUCCAACUACAUGGAGAAUCAUCAGAAUCCGGUGUUUAACGUUGACACUGACAAUUCUUUGGUUCUGCCAAAUGGGGUGGAAGAGAACGCGCGUUUAGAAAGCCAAAGAUGGGUGAGUUCUGAGGCACGAGUUAGUGGGAAAAGGGUGUUUUCAGUGAGGCUGGGGAAGUUCAGAAACAGUGGUUUGGAGGGUGGAGAGGUAGGGGGUGGUGGUUGUAGUUUGAAUGAGAGGAGAUGCUACUCCAUGGGUUCGUAUCGUUAUGUGGUUCGUGAUUCGAAUCUGCAAGUGGUGUUAUCUGGAUCUCAUGAUGAGAGAGAUGGUGAUGUUUCGGAAAAUGGGAAGAUGAUAGGAGACUCAACGAUAGGUGAGAGCUUUUCUGUUUCCAAGAUAUGGCUUUGGUCCAAGAAGAAAAGCUUUCAUGCUUCAAAUGUACCUUUCCCAUGAUUUCUUCUUGUAAGAGCUAAGAAGGUGUGAGCAAGGUAGACUUUUAUUUUCUGUCCAGAAUUGCAUGGCAAUAAUAUUAAUAGUGCUUUUGUUUUUAUAUAUCAUACCGUUAAUAUAUCAUAGCCGAUACCACGUAUUUGGUGUUUUUU